This is a messenger RNA of Drosophila innubila, 3745 nucleotides long. RefSeq names its product ATP-dependent DNA helicase Q5 (gene RecQ5). Gene Ontology annotation, molecular function: four-way junction helicase activity; 3'-5' DNA helicase activity; nucleic acid binding. Gene Ontology annotation, cellular component: chromosome; cytoplasm. The record is from RefSeq and is a predicted model, not a curated record. The transcript is spliced from 5 exons. Gene Ontology annotation, biological process: double-strand break repair via homologous recombination. Bases 123 to 3410 code for a protein of 1095 amino acids. Lineage: Eukaryota; Metazoa; Arthropoda; Insecta; Diptera; Drosophilidae.
UUCCCAUCGCUAUCGCAGCUGAUUUUGGCGGCAUCUCCACGAAAAAAUACGCAACAUUUUUGCUAUUAGUUUAUAUUAUGUGUUAUUGUUAAGUUUCCUUGGUGUCAACUGUCGAAAGGAUAAUGACGGAUAAGAGUGCCAUAAUCGAUGCACUGGAAAAGCACUUUGGCCACAAGAGCUUCAAAUCAGAGCUGCAGGAGCAAGCUAUAAAAUGUGCCGUAAAAAAAAAACAGGAUGUGUAUGUCUCAAUGCCGACCGGAUCCGGCAAAUCGCUCUGCUUUCAGCUGCCGGGACUAAUGUGCGAGAAUCAGUUGACAAUUGUCUUCUCGCCACUUUUGGCGCUGAUUAAAGAUCAGAUCGAUCAUCUGGCCAAGCUCAAGGUGCAGGCGGACUCGCUGAACUCCAAGAUGAGCAGCAAGGAGCGUGAACGUGUCAUUAUGGAUCUGCGAGCCAUCAAGACAAACAUCAAAUUCCUGUACAUCACUCCAGAGCAGGCGGCCACAAAGUUCUUUCAGGAGCUGCUCCACUCGCUCUACAAGCACAAGAAGUUGGCCUACUUUGCCGUGGAUGAGGCGCAUUGUGUCUCCCAAUGGGGUCACGACUUUCGGCCAGACUAUCUGAAACUGGGCGAACUGCGGUCCAAGUAUCCGGACGUGGUUUGGCUGGCACUGACGGCCACAGCCUCCAAGGAGGUGCGUGAGGAUAUCUAUAAGCAGCUGCGUCUUCGCCAGACCGUGGCACAGUUCUGCACGCCCAGUUUUCGAUCGAAUCUCUACUACGACAUCGUCUACAAGAACUCCAUUGAGGAUGACUUUCAUCAUUUGGCCGAGUUUGCCCAGCACUGCCUAGGCAAUGAGGCGCAGUUCAAAUCUUUGCCAAAGUCACAACGCGGCUGUGGCAUCAUCUACUGUCGCACUCGAGAGCAAGUGGAGAGUGUGGCGGUGGGCGUGUCCAAGCAGGGCAUUGCUGCAGUUGCCUAUCACGCCGGCCUGAAGACCUCGGAGCGCACUGAAGUGCAGGAGGCAUGGAUGCGCGGGGAUAAGCCCAUCAUCUGUGCCACCAACAGUUUCGGCAUGGGCGUGGACAAGCCGAGUGUGCGCUUUGUCAUUCACUGGGUUGUGCCCCAAAAUGUGGCCGCUUACUAUCAGGAAUCAGGACGCGCUGGACGCGAUGGCCUCCAGUCGUAUUGCCGUCUCUAUUAUGGUCGUGAGGAUGUGCGUUCCAUACGCUUCCUGCUCCAAAAUGAUGCUCAACGUGCCCGUGGUCGUGCCGACCGUGAGAUGCUCACGGAGCGUGCCCAGCGUCAGUUCGAGCGCAUUGUGGAUUUUUGUGAAUUGACACGCUGUCGCCACAAACUCUUUGCUGAUUAUUUUGGCGAUCCUGCGCCCGCCUGCACUGACCAAUGCGAUGUCUGCAAGCGUCCCAAGCAGGCUGAGAAAGCGUUGGAGACAUUUCAACGUCUGUGCAUGGAUGCCACCUUCAAGUCGAAUAUUUCGCUGCAGGAUUGCGCCGAUCUCUAUGAGGGAGGACGUGCGGGCAGCAAACGAGCUGCCCAAGAUUAUGGCGAUGGUGAUUCGGAUGACUCUGGCGAGAGUCAUGCAGCGCAGUCCAAGCGUGCUAAAAAGGAAACGGAGGACUUUAUACGGGAACAAUUUAAGCUGCGCAAACAAUUAAAAUCCGCUCGGCAGCUGGAGCAGGAGACACACACACAAAUUUCACGUGUGCGCCAGGCUCAGUCCACGGAGACCAAAAUAGCCGGACUGCAUCUGACCCAACGCGAGAAAUAUCUGGAUGCUAUAAUAGAUGCGCUCAAGGCGAAUGCUCAAGCGUGUGAAAAGGAUGAGGAGCAGCAACCACGUAGUGCUCUAAGACACAACGACUAUGAGGCCGUGGGUGUGGAUCUGGAGUACGAGGUGUUUCAGAAGCAGCGUGUGGUCAACAUGUACCGCCAUGCGAUGGCCAAACAGCUGGCCAUCAUCAAGCAACAAACUACCAAGGUGGCGCUAAUGCCGCUCCUAGCCGACUAUGUGCCACGACCAGAGACGAGCGCCAAGGGCGUUUGGACGGGCGGAAGUGUUGCGUAUUUUGAGCGUAAGCUGAAGGAGUUGGAGGAGCAGAAGCCGCAGUCAUUAAAAGAACCACCAAAGGCAUUGCGGGAACGCAAAGGAUUCAAACAGGAGCAGAGCAAACAAACCUCCAUAGCCAGUUUCUUUACAAAGGUCAAACAGGAAGUAAAUACGGAAGAUGAGGAGAAGGAAAAGGAUGUAGGUGAGCCGAAAGAACAGCUGUUUGAGGUUAAAACAGAACCUACAGAGGCAACUGAGGAUGAGCCAAUGACAAUCAAAGAAGAGUCAAGUGAUAUCACUGACGAAGUACCCGUGGAUGAGCUGAAAGAGGAUGAGGAUUCAGAGCUUACUGAAGAGGAAAGGCUACAGAAGGAAGCACAGCUUGAGCUGGAUUUUGGAGAUAGAAAAUAUAGACUUAUGUCCAAUGACGAUGGCAGCUAUGAUACACAUCGCAAGUUACGCGUCUCCCACUUGGAGCAGGAGACGCAAAAGAAGUCAACGAAGCCCUCAGCCAGUAAAUUCAACUUUGCGAUACCAAGAUCUGAAGAAGAGCAGGAGGAUGAGGAAAUAAAAACUGAAACAAGCAUGGAUACAAUAGGAUUCACAACUGCACGUCAAAUUUUGGAGCAAAAAGAAAAGAAAUUAAAUGGUGCAGAGCGGGAGGAUGAAAAGAAGCAUGGAGAUAAGAGAAAACAGGAGCUGGCAACAAUGUCCGGUGGAUUUAUGACAGCACGUCAAAUGCUGGAGCAAAAGAAGUCAAGGGAGGAGCAGACUAAAAUAAAAUUUGCAACAGAAAAGUCUCCAGUUGAGCGCAGCAAAGAGAAGACUGCAUCGGAGAGCAAGGACAAAGAGAAGUCUUUGUCGGAACAUGUUAAGGAAAAAUAUUCAUCAGAGCGCAGCAAGGAGAAGCAUUUGCGAGAUUCCUCCAAAGAAAAGUCUUCAUUAAGGCUCAGCAAGGAAAAGUCUUCUUCGGAGCACAGAGAGAAGUCUUCUUCGGAGCACAGCAAAGAAAAAUCUUCUUCGGAGCACAGUAAAGAAAAAUCUUCUUCGGAUCACAGUAAAGAGAAGUCUUCUCAGCACAGCAAGGACAAAACGAAUGCUAAUCAGCAUAAGAACGAUGUGAGCAAAUCUGUGGUGCAGUGGCUUAAUCCCUAUUAUAAACGCAAAAUUGCCACCAAGGAGCUGUUCAAGGCACUGGCCAAGCUCAUCACACAACGUAUCUGCGACGGCAGCCUAGGAAACGGCGAUGUCUGCAAAUGUUACAUCAAGGAAACGUUUCACAGCCUGAAAAUGAUUGAGAAUGAUCAGGACAUUGAGAAAUAUUUUACAAACGCCAUCAAAUGAGUGAGAAUGGAGUUGGACAAUAUUGUUAUAAAUUUAUAUGAUCUAAUUUUUUUACGGUCAGCUUGUGUAAAUAUCGUUUGAGUUUGUGAGUUAUUUGUAUGUAUUUUUUUUUUCAAAUUAUUGAUGGAUCAAUCGUUAUGAGAUUGAGAUUGAGAAAUUACAUCGUCUGCUUUGGACUGUUUCCUACAGUUAUUGAUUUCUGAUUUUAGAGGAAUAGAAAUAAAUGAAACCCUAUUAAUUGUACCUGCUUUAUAUUAUAUAUGAAGUGACUAAACAACGAAGAGAUAUUAUAUUGAAAAUUGGCUAAUCAAUAAAGUUUUUAAAUGCGGAAAAUA